Molecule: messenger RNA, 912 nt
Organism: Ficedula albicollis (Collared flycatcher)
Lineage: Eukaryota; Metazoa; Chordata; Aves; Passeriformes; Muscicapidae
Product: mas-related G-protein coupled receptor member H-like
Exons: 2
Coding region: 1-912 (303 amino acids)
Biological process (GO): G protein-coupled receptor signaling pathway
Cellular component (GO): membrane
Molecular function (GO): G protein-coupled receptor activity
Source: RefSeq, a predicted model, not a curated record
AUGGCCCACACUGCUGAGAUCCCAAAAUUCCCCCUGGCAUCUGGGAACGAUCUCUGUUCAAUAAAUGUCUCAGAUGUGGCCAUAUACAGUGUGACACUGCUCAUCUGCCUCUGUGGGCUGGCUGGGAAUGGGGCUGUCCUCUGGCUCCAGUGCAGGAAAUCCGUCAUUGGCUACAUCUUCAACCAGGCCUUCGACGAAUUUUUCUUCCUCCUCUUCAUGGUCCCCUCCAACCUGCUCUUCCUGCUAGAGGAUGUGUCCUGCUCCAUUAUCAUGCCUCCUGUGUACUUGAGCUUCCUCUUCCAGCUGUCAGUGGUCUCCUACAACAUGGGGCUGUACCGGCUGAUGUUUAUCAACACCAAGAGGUGCAGGUCCAUUCGUUACCAGCUCAGCGGCCACAUUCCCCAGUCCAUGUGGUGGGUGGCAAUGAGAGCCCUGCAGUGGGCUUUCUUCUACGCUGUCAUCGCUCUCAACCCCACCAUCACUUCUCUAUGCCAGACAUAUGAGCACAAACACUGCUGGGGAGCUGUCAUCUCACUGUACACACUCAACUUCUUCCUCUUUGCUGCACCCCUGGCCAUUUCCAGCACAAUCUUCUUCAUUAAGGCCAAGUGUGCCCUCCAGCAGCAGCACCCGGAGAGGCUCGACAUAGUUGUUUUCUUCACUGCACUCUUCAUUCUCCCGGUCAGCAUCUGCAACUUCCUGCAGCAGAUCCAUUACAUGACUGUGUCCUCCCAGGUUGUUCUCCUGCUCAUCUGCAUCCACAGCAGCACCAAACCCUUCAUCUACUUCUUGGCAGGGAAGUGGUUGAGGCACUGCUGGAGUCUCCUCAGGGAUUGCCUCCAGACGAUCUCCAACAAGCCAAAGGAGAGCACUGCCUGCAGCAACGGUGCUGCUAUGGACACAGGGCUCUGA